UCAUCGAACGCCACUGCAGCAAGAGCAACACAGUAUUUAUAGCCGCUCUCCUUACACUGGCGAACGUCAAACGAAUAAACUAGAAAGAUUGGCAGGUGGUAUAUACAAAGCGUAUAACUGACAAAGUUAAUUGUGUUCGAGUAUUCAAAUUAUUGUAAAUAAUGGCAGGUAAAGGCAAAGUGGGAAUUGUUGGCAGCGGUCUUAUUGGACGUUCUUGGUCCAUGUUGUUCGCCUCUGUUGGUUACCAAGUUGUGUUGUACGACAGUGUGCCAGCACAAAUUGAAAAUGCGUUGAAGGAAUCGAAAAAGGAGCUCAAAAGCUUGAAAUCCAAAGGAUUGCUGCGUGGUAAACUGAAUGCCAGUGAGCAAUUCGCACUCAUUUCAGGCACCACUGAUAUUAAAGAAUUGGUGAAGGGUGCCAUAUUCAUACAAGAAUGUAUACCAGAGCGUUUGGAAUGGAAACAGUCACUCUACAAGCAAUUGGAUGGAGUUGUUGAGGAGCAAACAAUUCUCUCCAGUUCAACAAGUACUUUCCUGCCAUCGUUGUUCUCCAAAGACCUCAAACAUCAGUCAAAUAUAAUCGUCGCACAUCCCGUCAAUCCACCCUACUAUGUUCCACUAGUAGAAAUUGUGCCCGCACCUUGGACAAACCCAGAGGUGUUGAAGAAGACAUGCGCCAUCAUGAAUGAAAUCGGUCAGAAGCCCGUAGUCCUUAGUCGUGAAAUCGAAGGUUUCGUACUCAAUCGCAUACAGUGUGCAAUAUUGAAUGAAACUUGGCGUUUGGUUGAGAGAGGCAUUGUCGACGUUAAGGAUGUGGAUAGCAUCAUGACCGACGGUUUGGGUAUGCGUUAUGCUUUCUUGGGACCACUGGAAACGGCACAUUUGAAUGCCGAGGGUAUGACCAAUUCUCUCGAACGCUAUGCAAACACAAUUUAUGCAGUGAGUCAAACUAUGGGACCCACACCGAAAAUGGAAGGCCCAACAGCUGUGGAGAUCGCGAAACAAUUGGAAGUUAAGGUGCCGUUGGAUAAGUUGCAGGAACGACGAAAUUAUCGUGAUAAUUGCUUAACACAAUUGAGCAUUUUAAAGCGUAAACUGAAUGAAUACAAUUAAGGAAAGGCUAAGUUCGGGUGCAACCGAACAUUUUAUACUCUCUCAAUUUAUUGCUAUAGUUUCAAUAAGAUAUUACACAAUUUGGCCCAUAUAUUCGGCAUAAAGUCCAAAAGAAUAGGACUCACUAAAUUUGGCUCAGAUAUUUCACAUAUUAUCAGAUAUAUGCGGAGUAAAGCCCAUAGUAUUUUAGAAAAACCUAUGAUUAGGUAUAUGGGAGUUAGGGGAUGUUAUAACCCGAUUUGGAACAACGACAUAUAUUCAAUAUCCGGGCAUUGAAAAGUUAUAGUCCGAUUUCACAAUUUUUUCACAAGUAGUGCUACAGAUCACAUAUAGUAGUUGUGUAAAGUUUUAUUACACUAUCUUCAUUGGUUCGUUAUAUAUAUAUUUUAAAGAAAUCACAUGGAAAUCAAAAUUAAGUUAUAAGGGAAAUAGUCGUAGAUGUGAGUCAAUUUUGCCCAUAUGUGUUAUCAGGGUGUCAAGAAAAUAUUAUAUACCGAAUUUCAUUGAAAUUAGUCGAGUAGUUCCUGAGAUAUGGUUUUUGACCCAUAAGUGGGCGACGCCACGCCCAUUUUCCAUUUUGUAAAAAAAUCUGAGUGCAGCUUCCAUCUGCCAUUUCUUAUGUGAAAUUUAGUGUUUCUGACGUUUUUCGUUAGUGAGUUAACCCACUUUUAGUAAUUUUCAACCUAACCUUUGUAUGGGAGGUGGGCGUGGUUAUUAUCCGAUUUCAAUUAUUUUCAUGGUGUGUGGUGGGGUACGUAAGGAAACCGACUGCAGAAAGUUUGGUUUAUAUAGCUUUAUUGGUUUGUGAGGUAUAUACAGAAUACCUAUUUUUGGGCGGGGCCACGCCCGCUUCUCCAAAAAAUAUUACACCCAAAUAUGCCCCUCCCUAAUGUGAUCCUCUGUUCCAAAUUUUACUUCCGUAACUUUAUUUAUAGCUUGGUUAUGACACUUUGUGUGUUUUCGGGUUUCGCCAUUUUGUGGGCGUGGCAAUGGUCCGAUUUCGCCCAUUUUAAAUACCAACCUCCUCAGGGUGCCAAGGAAUAUGUGUUCCAAGUUUCAUUAAGAUAUCUCAAUUUUCACUCAAGUUAUCGCUUGCACGGACAGACGGACGGACAGACAUCCGGAUUUCAACUCCACUCGCCAUCCUGUUCUUUUAUAUACAUAUAUGUAACCCCAUAUUUAACUCUUUUAUUUGUGGGUGACACAAACAACCGUUAUGUGAACAAAAUUAUAAUACUCUCUUUAGCAGCUUUGUUGCGAGAGUAUAGAAAUGUAAAGAAGUACUAAGUUGUACUGAACCAAGCUUUAGUACUUCGAAAUUAAAUCUGUAAUUAAAUCGAGCCUUUGUUCCUGAACGAACGUUAGACAUUAGGUUUGAUACUGUACUAUAGUAUAGUAUACUGUAAAGCUUUGAGUAGAGAGAACGAAGAAUUACGAGUUAAUGGAAUUCAUCUGUAAUGAUCAGUCUUCUUAAAUUUAUAGAUGCCUUUUGCUGAUAGAUUUCAAUAAAAGACUCCACAAUCCAGGAGAUGGUGAAGUCUUUUGAAGUGCCUAAUAAUGAAAAUAUUGUGUUAUAUUUGAGAGGGAGGUACUCAGUUGCCGAAGAACACUCUUCAUCAGACAAUAAUUCGCAUACAAGUUUCAUUUCUACCAUAUCGCUUUCCAUAAAAGCCUGAAACAUAUUCGGGAAUUCUGUAUCAGAAAUUAGGGGUUUCGAUACCUACACUUGGAUGUAACGACCAACCGGAACAUCAUUUGUGAUCUGAUAUAAUCCGCUAACGUAGAACUAUUUAUUUCCAAAUUUAAAAGAAUGAAGUCUUCACGAUACAAAUUCUGAUCUAGUUAGGAAACACGUUCUGAGGCGCCUUUAGAAUAAGGCUUAUAUAUAUAUAUAUAUAUGUAUCUCAUCGGAUGUUAUCAUCGCCCAAGCUUCAGCGCCAUACAUCAUGACGGGAAUAAUAAGCGACUUAUAGAGUUUGAUUUUGGUUCGUCGAGAGAGGACUUUACUUUUCAAUUGCCUACUCAGUCCAAAGUAGCAUCUGUUGGCAAGAGUGAUUCUGCGUUGAAUUUCGAGCCUGUCAUUGUUGGCGUUGUUAAUGCUGGUUCCCAAGUAGACGAAUCUAUCUACAACUUCAAAGUUAUGACUGUCAACAGUGACUGUUUGAUUGAUGACAGGACAUAUUUCGUCUUGUCCUCAUUCACCACCACACCCAUACGCUUCGCUUUCUUAACAAGUCUGGAAAAAACAGAACAAACGGCGCGGUUGUUGCUUCCGACGAUAUCAAUAUCAUCGGCGUACGCCAGCAGCUGUACACUCUUAUAGAAGAUUGUACCUUCUCUAUUUAGCUCUGCAGCUCGUAUUAUUUUCUCCAGUAUCAGGUUAAAAAGUCACACGAUAGUGAGUCACCUUGUCUGAAACCUCGUUUGGUAUCGAACGGCUCGGAGAGGUCCUUCCCAAUCAUGAUGGAGCUUUUGGUGUUGCUCAACGUCAACUUACACAGCCGUAUUAGUUUUGCGGAGAUACCAAAUUCAGACAUCGCGGCGUAAAGGCAGCUCCUUUUCGUGUUGUCGAAAGCAGCUUUAAAAUCGACAAAAAGGUGGUGUGUGUCGAUCCUCUUUUCACGGGUCUUCUCCAAAAUUUGGCGCAUGGUGAAUAUCUGGUCAGUUGUCGAUUUUCCAGGUCUAAAGCCACACUGAUAAGGUUCAAUCAGUUUUUUGACGGUGGGCUUUAGUAUUUCACACAGUACCCUCGAUAGAGUCUUAUAAGAUUGUAGGGCCUCCCUUUUGGUAGAUUGGGCGGAGUACACUGAGUGUCUAAUCGUCAGGCAUGCUUUCUUCCGACCAUAUUCCGCAAAGAAGCUGAUGCAUGCAUCUUAUCAGUUCUUCGCCGCCUUAUUUGAAUAGCUCGGUCGGCAAUCCCCGCCUUGUUGCUCUAUUCGAAUUUUUUCACGGUCGGGCAAUGGAACAUCUGCUCCAUCGUCAUCGAUUGGCGAAUCGGGUUCGCCAUCUCCAGGUGUUGUACUUUCACUGCCAUUCAGCCGGCUGGAGAAGUGUUCCCUCAACAAACUUAGUAUACUCUGGUCAUCAAUAACUAGAUCACCUCUGGGGUCCUGCAGGAGUGUGCUCCGGUCUUGAAACCUUCAGUUAGUCGCCGGAUCUUUUCGUAAAAUUUUCGAGCAUUACCCCUGUCGGCCAUCUUGUCUAGCUCUUCAUACUCACGCCUCCGGCCUCUUUCUUUUUAUACUCUCGGAAGUUGCUGAAGAGAGUAUAAUAAUUUUGUUCACAUAACGGUUGUUUGAAAGUCCUAAAACUAAACGAGUUAGAUAUAGGGUUAUAUAUACCAAAGUGAUCAGGGUGAUGAGUAAAGUUCAAAUCCGGAUGUCUGUCUGUCCGUCUGUCCGUCCGUGCAAGCAGUAACUUGAGUAAAAAUUGAGAUAUCUUGAUGAAAUUUACAUUUACUUCUUGGCACCAUAAGAAGGUUAAGUUCGAAAAUGGGCGAAAUGGAACCACUGCCACGUCCAUAAAAUGGCGAUAACAUAAAACAUAGCUCUUAAAUUAAGCUAUGAAAGUGAAAUUUGGUACUAAGGAUCGUUAUAAGAAGCGCAAUAUUUGGAUGUAAUUUUUUUGGGAAAAUGGGCGUGGCCAUGCCCGCUACUAAGAUUUUUGUACAUAUCUAAACUUCUAAAAAUGCUUUAAUUCAGUAAGAAAAACCACCAGAAACCUUAAGUUUCAUUAUAAAGAUGGUACAGAAGAGCUGCACUCAAAAUGGUACCCAAAAUUUCUAAUGGGUGUGGCUCCGCAUACUUAUGGAUCAAAAACCAUGUCUCAUAAACUACUUGGACUACUAAUAUUUUCCUUGCAUCCCAAUGAUAUGUUGUUAAAAUAGGCCAAAUCGUUUCACAAUCACGCCAACUUCC
Messenger RNA from Zeugodacus cucurbitae (melon fly), 5029 nucleotides. Its product is annotated as lambda-crystallin homolog. The record is from RefSeq and is a predicted model, not a curated record. The transcript has 3 exons. Gene Ontology annotation, molecular function: NAD+ binding; oxidoreductase activity, acting on the CH-OH group of donors, NAD or NADP as acceptor. Bases 162 to 1112 code for a protein of 316 amino acids. Gene Ontology annotation, biological process: fatty acid metabolic process. NCBI's taxonomy places the organism in Eukaryota, Metazoa, Arthropoda, Insecta, Diptera, Tephritidae.